UUGUUGAAGAUGUUAAGAUUCACCUCGUUGUUCGUAAUUCAUUCCUACGAUUCGCAAGUGAGAUAUCGCGCGAAAUGUGAACGUUCGGUUUAAAAAUAACCAAGAGAAUUCCCUGCGCUAGAAGAUCGCCAAUUGCGGUUUUCUGUGAAUUUCCUGCUGUUUACUUACGUGUCCUUCGUGGAAGGUGACGAUCAGCGACAGGAAAAAGGAUCGGGAACCUGUUGAGAGCGGGGAACUUGUUAAUAAAAAUCAUCGGAAUUACGAGCCUGUUUGACUAUUCCUUAUCCCAUCCCCACUCACAUGUGCCACCAGAGAAGCGAGAGUAGAAAUAUAAACACCAUCCGUCGUAGAUCGUGUCGUAAAAUCGUCGAUUCCAAUCGCGACGGUCGUCCAGAUCGUUUGAAUUAAGCGUCGAAAGUGCUCGUACGAAUUCAAAGUGCUUUUGGGAGGAUAUCGCAAGGAUGUUUCUCAUACAAUCGACAAUUUUCACCGUAUUUCUCGGCAGCCUCGCCGUAUCGGUUGAUCCCGACGUAGAAUUACAGCUGCUUCACGUGGUACUUCGCCAUGGUGACAAAGUGCCCCAACGAGAGUUCCAAAACUACCCCAAUGAUCCGCAUCGCCACCACUCUUACUAUCCGAUCGGCGACGGCGACUUGACCAAUCAAGGCAAGAUGCGGGAGUACAAAAUCGGGACGAUGCUGCGCGAAAGAUACGAUCAAUAUUUCGGACCGGAUUAUUGGCCGGCCAAGAUCUAUGCCCGAUCUACGGACGUCCCACGGACCCAGCUGUCUCUCCAGUUAGUUCUGGCAGGAUUAUUCCCGCCCUCCGAGAAGCAAACCUGGAAUCCGCACUUGCCCUGGAUUCCGGCGUGGACGUUCUUCGUGCCGUACAAGACUGACAACCUCUUGUUUCCGCAUUACUGCUAUCGAUACAUAGAAGAAUAUCAACGAUUCCUUCAGCUAGGCAGUGGGAAAGAGAUGGUCAACAAGUACAAGAAUGUAUUGGAAUACUUGACAGACCACACUGGUAAACUAGUUAACAAUACGGGUGCAGUUGCUCACUUGUACAAUCUACUGAAAGAGGAGGCUGCGCAAAAUUUGACGCUGCCAAGGUGGACUCAGAAUGUUUUUCCAAGUCCGAUGAAAGACAUACUAGAGUUAGACUUCAAACUUCGAUCAUACACAAAAACCUUAAAGAGAUUAAAUGGAGGCAUGCUGCUUCGCAAAAUGGUGGAUGACGUUCAGGCACACCGAGAGGGAAAAUUAAUACGUGACAGGAAAGCUUUUCUAUUUGGCGCCCACGAAGUUAAUGUGGCUGCCCUUGCCUAUGCUUUAGGAACGAAUGAACCAACGGUACCAGCUUAUGGAGCCACGAUCAUUCUUGAGACACUUCGCGAUAAAAAGGGAAUUUAUUACAUUCGGGUCUUGCUAUGGACUGGCGUUACAGAACAGCUAAAAGUACAAACGAUCCCAGGUUGCGCGGAAAUGUGUCCUUUUGACGAUUUCCUUGGCAUUGUGAAGGACAUUCUGCCGAGUGACGACGAGUACUACUGUCGAAAUAAAACGGAAAGUCUUAAGAUAAACGCGCAUCAUCGAUCGUCAGCGACAUGUAUCGCCAACAACGUGUCUUGGAGGUACAUUUUUCUCACCGUUCUCCUUGCGUUCACAUCAAAAUUCGUGCAAAAGUGAUUCUUAUCAAUGCAGCUAGAAUUCUAGAUAUCUAUUCUUUUCUUUUUAUUUUUUUUUCGCAGAGAAAGAUAGAAGCAAAGUGAUUUUAAGUUAAAGAGAAAUAGUUGCGAAAAUAAUCGACGCAGCGCGCGUUCUGACCGAUACUUGUAUCGGAAAUACUUCGCCGAACUAUGAGCGUUCGGGAAGCCCGAGGUUGCGGCUAUACGUUUUGCUGCACGUGCUGUGGUUAUCGCGUUGAUGCAUUUUACCGCACGCGUUGUUACUCUGUCGCGUUAUACACGGACCACUGUACAUAUGUAAAUAGUUAUCAGUAUAUCAAUUUAAUAGUGGCAUCGAUAACCUAAUCAUAUUGGAAGCGAACGUUUCUCAUUCGUAAACGCGCACUAUUAGAAUAUAGGACUUUUAAAUUCGUUAAAACUAAUUUAAACAUUCAUUAACGCUCGUAAGUAAUUAUCGAUCAAAAUUACCUGCGAUACAUGACAAUUUUCAUUACCAUUUUAAGCUUUUAGAAACCACAUUUUAGUGUUACAUCAAUAUAAGACCUCAUUUAAAAAAUUGUAAAAUAAUAAAUAUGUUAAAUAAUAUUUAUAAAUAUACGUAGUAUUUAAUUUAAAUAUUGUAAAGUAUAAAUAUAAUAGAUAUAAUAAAUAAUAUUUAUAAUUACGCGUAGAAAUCGACAAGCCAAGUAUUAAUAAAUCGAUGAAAGAUU
Solenopsis invicta (red fire ant) is the source of this 2397-nucleotide messenger RNA. Its product is annotated as venom acid phosphatase Acph-1. The transcript has 7 exons. The coding region runs from base 462 to 1688 and encodes 408 amino acids. The record is from RefSeq and is a predicted model, not a curated record. Gene Ontology annotation, biological process: dephosphorylation. NCBI's taxonomy places the organism in Eukaryota, Metazoa, Arthropoda, Insecta, Hymenoptera, Formicidae. Gene Ontology annotation, molecular function: phosphatase activity.